CUCUUGUUGGACACUCCUGCCUGAGUUUCUCUUAGGCAAGUCAGUGUUUUCCUAUGUCAUCUGAUGCUCACAGAGGGCUUCGAAAACACACUCUGUAUUUGGGGUUAUUGCUUUGAGCGAGUUCAACUUUUUCUCAGAUGUCAUUGACCUGUGCUUAGACUGGCCUUUGGGACAUUGACCCUUAAACAAAUAGAUAACAUUAAAAAAAAAGUGUGAAUUCUGUUUAGUGCUUCAGAAUGAGGAAAACGGAGGUUGGAAAAAGUUGGAAAGUCCUUUAAUUCUCCAUCGUGGAGUCCUUUGCUUCUUCUGGUCUCCUUCAGUUCUUAUUCACAGAUGUGUUGACUGCAGAUGGCAAGUACCAUGUCUGAAUCAGUGAUUCUUCGUAGUGUGAAGAAAUUUGGUGAAGAGAAUCAUGGUUUUGAGUCAGAUGGCUCAUGUGAGUUUUUUUUCUCCACUGUCUCUUAUACAAAGAUAGAUAAGAAUGAUAAAAAUUCAAAGCUGCAAGAUGAAAAGGAAGGUGGCAGCAGUCAAGUUGGCUUCUUCCAACUGUUUCGUUUUUCUUCAUCGACUGACAUUUGGCUGAUGUUUAUGGGAAGUUUAUGUGCAUUUCUCCAUGGAUUAGCCCAUCCAGGAAUGCUGUUAGUUUUUGGCACAAUGACAGAUGUUUUUAUUGACUACGACACUGAAUUACAAGAACUCAUGAUCCCUGGAAAAGUUUGUGUGAAUAACACAAUAAUGUGGGCCAACAGUUCUCUCAACCAGAAUGUGACAAAUGGAACACGCUGUGGGCUGCUGGAUAUUGAAAAUGAAAUGAUCAAAUUUGCCAGUUACUAUGCUGCUGUUGCUGCUGGAGUACUUGUGACAGGAUAUAUGCAAAUAUGUUUCUGGGUAAUUGCAGCUGCUCGGCAGAUACAGAAAAUGAGAAAAGUUUAUUUUAGGAAAGUAAUGAGGAUGGAAAUAGGAUGGUUUGACUGCAAUUCAGUAGGAGAGUUGAAUACAAGGUUUUCUGAUGAUAUUAACAAAGUCAAUGAUGCCAUUGCUGACCAAAUGGCUGUUUUCAUUCAGCGCAUGACAACCAGCCUCUGUGGGUUCCUGCUGGGAUUUUUCCAGGGGUGGAAGCUGACGUUGGUCAUCAUCUCUGUCAGCCCUCUCAUUGGGGUUGGAGCAGCCAUCAUUGGUCUGAGUGUGUCCAAGUUUACUGACCUUGAAUUGAAAGCCUAUGCCAAAGCGGGGUCAGUGGCUGAUGAAGUCAUUUCAGCUAUGCGAACAGUGGCUGCUUUUGGUGGUGAGAAAAAGGAAGUUGAAAGAUAUGAGAAAAAUCUUGUGUUUGCCCAACGCUGGGGAAUAAGAAAAGGAAUAGUGAUGGGAUUCUUUACUGGAUUUAUGUGGUGCCUCAUCUUCUUAUGUUAUGCACUGGCUUUCUGGUAUGGCUCCAAACUUGUCCUGGAUACUGGAGAAUAUACAGCAGGAACUCUUGUCCAGAUUUUCCUCAGUAUCAUAGUCGGAGCUUUAAAUCUCGGCAACGCAUCUUCUUGCUUGGAAGCUUUUGCAACUGGGCGUGCAGCAGCCUUCAGUAUUUUUGAAACAAUAGACCGGAAACCCAUCAUUGACUGCAUGUCCGAAGAUGGUUACAAGUUGGAUCAUAUUAAGGGUGAAAUUGAAUUCCAUAAUGUGAGCUUCCACUACCCUUCUAGACCAGAUGUGAAGAUUUUGGACAAUCUCAACAUGGCAGUGAAAUCGGGGGAAAUGACUGCAGUGGUGGGAUCCAGUGGAUCGGGGAAGAGCACUUCGCUGCAGCUCAUUCAGCGGUUCUAUGACCCCAGUCAAGGCAUGGUGACUUUGGAUGGCCACGACAUUCGUUCUCUUAACAUUCAGUGGCUUAGAGCUCAGAUUGGGAUAGUGGAGCAAGAGCCAGUUCUGUUCUCCACUACCAUUGCAGAAAAUAUUCGCUAUGGAAGAGAAGAUGCAACAAUGGACGACAUAGUUGGAGCUGCCAAGGCCGCCAAUGCCUAUAACUUCAUCAUGAAUCUGCCUCAGAAAUUUGACACUCUUGUUGGAGAAGGAGGAGGCCAUAUGAGUGGUGGCCAGAAACAAAGAAUAGCCAUUGCUAGAGCUCUUGUCCGAAAACCCAAGAUCCUGCUUUUGGACAUGGCCACGUCAGCGCUGGACAAUGAGAGUGAAGCCAUGGUGCAAGAGGCCCUGAGUCAGAUUCAACACGGGCAUACAAUCAUUUCAGUUGCUCAUCGCCUCUCCACGGUCAGAUCGGCUGAUGUCAUUAUUGGUUUUGAACAUGGCACCGCAGUGGAGAGAGGUACCCAUGAAGAAUUGCUGGAGAGGAAAGGAGUCUACUUUACUCUAGUGACUUUGCAAAGCCAAGGCGACCCAGCUCUCACUGAAGAGGAAGGAAAGGAAGAUGACAGUUCAGAAGAUGUCAUAUCUAAGAAGAGACAGAGCUUUCAAAGAGGGAGCUACCGGGAUAGUUUAAGAGCUUCAAUCCGGCAACGCUCCAGGUCUCAGCUUUCUUACCUGGGGCAUGAACCUCCACUAGCUGUCCUAGAUCAUAAGUCUACCUAUGAAGAAGACAGAAAGGAUGAGAACUUUCCUGAGGAAGAAGAAAUCGAACCUGCCCCAAUUAGGAGGAUUCUCAAGUUCAAUGCUCCAGAAUGGCCCUACAUGCUGGUAGGGACUGUGGGUGCAGCUGUCAACGGGACAGUCACACCCUUUUAUGCCUUUCUAUUCAGCCAAAUUCUUGGGACUUUUUCACUUCCUGAUAAAGAAGAACAAAGGUCAGAGAUCAAUGGUGUGUGCCUUCUCUUCGUAGCUUUGGGUAUUACAUCUAUUUGCACUCAAUUUCUGCAGGGAUAUGCUUUUGCUAAAUCUGGAGAACUCCUCACCAAAAGGCUACGUAAAUUUGGUUUCAGAGCCAUUUUAGGGCAAAAUAUUGGCUGGUUUGAUGACAUCAGAAAUAGCCCUGGAGCAUUGACAACAAGGCUUGCAACAGAUGCUUCCCAAGUUCAAGGGGCUGCUGGCUCCCAGAUUGGCAUGAUUGUCAAUUCCUUUACUAAUAUCACAGUGGCCAUGAUCAUUGCCUUCUACUUUAGCUGGAAGCUCAGCCUGGUCAUAAUGUGCUUCUUCCCCUUCUUGGCUUUAUCGGGAGCUUUGCAGACCAGAAUGCUGACCGGUUUUGCCUCUCAGGAUAGGGAGGCUCUGGAGGUAGCAGGCCAGAUCACAAGUGAAGCUCUCAGCAAUAUCCGCACUGUGGCUGGAAUCGGAAAGGAGAGGCAGUUUAUUGAAGCAUUUGAAGCUGAGAUGGAGAAGCCCUUCAGGACAGACAUUCGAAAAGCCAAUAUUUAUGGAUUCUGCUUUGGUUUUUCCCAGUGCAUCAUGUUUGUUGCUAAUUCUGCUUCCUACAGAUACGGUGGUUAUUUAAUCCUCUAUGAGGGGCUUCACUACAGCUAUGUGUUCAGGGUGAUCUCUUCAGUUGUACUGAGUGCGACAGCUCUUGGAAGAGCCUCCUCUUAUACCCCAAGUUAUGCUAAAGCCAAAAUAUCAGCUGCACGUUUUUUUCAACUGCUAGACCGACAGCCCCCGAUCAAUUCAUAUAGCAGUGCCGGUGAAAAAUGGGACAACUUCCAGGGGAAGAUUGACUUUGUUGACUGUAAAUUUACAUAUCCUUCUCGACCCAACAUGCAAGUUCUGAAUGGUCUCUCGGUGUCUGUCAGCCCAGGGCAAACCCUGGCAUUUGUUGGAAGCAGUGGGUGUGGCAAAAGCACCAGUGUUCAGCUAUUGGAACGUUUCUAUGAUCCUGACCAAGGGAAGGUGAUCAUAGAUGGGCAUGAUAGUAAGAAAGUUAAUGUCCAGUUUCUCCGCUCACACAUUGGGAUUGUUUCCCAAGAACCAGUGUUGUUUGCCUGUAGCAUAGUGGAUAAUAUCAGGUAUGGAGACAACACCAAAGAAAUUCCCAUGGAAAGAGUCAUAGAAGCUGCAAAACAGGCUCAGCUGCAUGACUUUGUCAUGUCACUCCCGAAGAAAUAUGAAACAAAUGUCGGAGCUCAGGGGUCUCAGCUUUCCCGAGGGGAGAAGCAGCGCAUUGCUAUUGCCAGAGCCAUUGUACGGGAUCCUAAAAUUUUGCUAUUAGAUGAAGCUACUUCUGCCUUAGAUACAGAAAGUGAAAAGACGGUGCAGGUUGCCCUGGACAAAGCCAGAGAAGGUCGGACCUGCAUUGUCAUUGCCCAUCGUCUGUCCACCAUCCAGAACUCAGAUAUCAUUGCUGUCAUGUCACAGGGGGUAGUGAUUGAAAAGGGAACACAUGAAGAACUGAUGGCCCACAAAGGAGCCUACUACAAACUAGUCACCACAGGAGCCCCCAUCAGUUGACCUCACUCAGGAAGUUCACACACAGAUGGUGUACCAAUGACAGGAGUGUCGUGGGCUAUUAUUGUUUUAUCAUUAUUUUCUUUCUUCCUUCCUUUCUUUUUUUUUUAAUUUUUAAAAAUUGAUUUAAUAAUGAUUGAUAAGACUGUAAGACAAGAGGGGUACAAUUCCACACAGUUUCUACCACCAGAGUUCUGAGUCCCAUCCCUCCAUUGGAAGCUUCACUAUUCUUUAUCCCUCUGUGAGUAUGAACCCAGGAUCAUUAUGGGGUGCAGAAGGUGGAAGGUAUGGCUUCUGAAAUUGCUUCUCUGCUGGACAUGGACAUUAGCAGGUUGAUCCAUAACCCCAGCCUGUCUCUAUCUUUCCCUAGUGGAGCAAGGGUCUAGAGAGGUGAGGUUCCAGGGUACACUGGUGAGGUCAUCUAUCCAGGGAAGUCAGGUUGGUGUCAUGGUAGCAUCUUCAACUUGGUGGCAGUGAUUCUUGAAGUCAUUCUAGUCCUGUCUUGUUGUGAUCCCAGGUGAUCUCCUUUGGUGAUCUCUGCUGACUUGGGAGAGGAGAGGAAAGGAGAGGAACACAGCUGCUGCUGCUCCGUAGCCCCGCCUCUCUGGAAGUUUCCUAUUAUCUUCUUUAAGAAGAAAUGCUGAUAUUUUACUUUUAAAGAUGUUGUUAUAGGGGGCCAGGCAGUAGUGCACCUGGUUAAUCACAAGGUUAAGCACACUUACUACCAUGUGCAAGGACCCAUGUUUGAGCCCCACUCCCCAACUGCAAGAGGGAUGCUUCAUGAGUGGUGAAGCAGGUCUGUAGGUGUCUUCCUCCCUCACUCUUUGUCUCCCCCUCCUUUCAUUUAUCCCUGUCCUACCUAAUAAAAUAGAAGGAAAAAAGAAAAAGAUAGCCACUGGGAAUAGUGGAUUCAGCCCCAGUGAAAAUCCUGGCUAGAAAAAAAAAAAGGUAUUUUUAUGCAUUGGAACCCAAGCUAAUGUCUAAUGAACAUUAAUAAAAUUUAGGCUUUUUUUUUUCUUUUGCAAAUCACUCUCCUGGAGGACAAUAAUCAUUAAUAAGGCAGAUGUUUCUUGAGUACAGUUCCUUAUUUCCCUGUGUCAAAUGUCUGUGCACCAUUCCCGCCACCAGCCACGUUUUCCUCCGCCACUGUACACUGAGUUCCCAUGCUUUGUCACCUACCUGCUGCCAGCCAUCUUUAGGACUCUUGGCUCUGCUGCAGCAGACUACUAGUCUAAGUUUUACCCUAAAACUUACUCCCUUUUCUCCCUUUCUUUGUUUCUUAAAUUGUACCUGUGAAUGAUGUUAUACAGUAUUUAUCUGGCAGUUUAGUUUCUUGAAUGUUUAUAUAUAGAAAAC
Messenger RNA from Erinaceus europaeus (western European hedgehog), 5730 nucleotides. RefSeq names its product ATP binding cassette subfamily B member 11 (gene ABCB11). Gene Ontology annotation, cellular component: membrane. Gene Ontology annotation, biological process: transmembrane transport. The transcript is spliced from 28 exons. The record is from RefSeq and is a predicted model, not a curated record. Bases 349 to 4377 code for a protein of 1342 amino acids. NCBI's taxonomy places the organism in Eukaryota, Metazoa, Chordata, Mammalia, Eulipotyphla, Erinaceidae. Gene Ontology annotation, molecular function: ATP binding; ATP hydrolysis activity; ABC-type transporter activity.